Molecule: messenger RNA, 2274 nt
Organism: Owenia fusiformis
Lineage: Eukaryota; Metazoa; Annelida; Polychaeta; Sabellida; Oweniidae
Source: the annotation of a GenBank genome assembly
AUUAGUUGGAAAUAAAUACCAGUCUGUCUGUUCGGCACCACAACAAAUAACAGGUGCCCGUAAAAGCUAAAUUGCUGAUUAUAGCCGAUUAUUUAAGAAUAUCUUACCUAAUUAUUAUGUUAGACACUUCUAAAAUAUAAAUGUUUGCUGACGAGAGUUUGGAUCCAGUGGAAUUCGGAUCAGCAUGGCGCAAAGAAAGACUAGUGUCGGAGCAAGGAUGUCAGACGAGGGACUUACAAACUGAGGAGAGUGAGGUUCAGGCCAUUGAACGUGCUGAUGUUGAAAUUCAGACAGAUCUUGGUGUAGAUCUUGACUAUGAUAUAGAACAAGAUGAUUCCCCUGAGUUGGCCAGGUUCCUUGCUAAAGUAGCUCCUGAGAUGUGUAAACAGUUAGACCAGAACUCACGCAGUCAUGCAUUUGAUGGCUAUGAUAUCAACUGGGAUGAGGAAAAUCUUGCAGUUUCUAGUAUCCACACACUUUCCUACCCAGAAAUGGAACAGCUGAAUGUAACUGCGCUGUCUUGGAACUCUACGGGAUCAGUGUUAGCUGCAUCAUACGGCAACCUAAACCAUGAGGACUGGUGUACACACAAAUCUGCCCUCUGUACCUGGAAUCUGGACAGGAGAACUGUAGAGCCUAAUAAGCCUGAUACUGUCAUAGAUCUGGCCAGCUGCCUUAUGUGUAUAUCAUUCCACCCUCUACAACCUAGCUGGAUCCUGGGAGGAACAUUUGAUGGUGAGGUUAUAGUAUGGGACACAAGCAAAGACACUGAUAUGAUAGUGGCUACAACAGGAAUAGGUGAUGACUCUCAUAGGGAACCUGUCUCUAAAGUACACUGGGUACAGGACCCUGGCUCAAAAGGAAAGCGUUAUAAUAUCUGUAGUGUUAGCAGUGAUGGAAAGAUUCUAAUAUGGAAAAUGGACCAGCAACACGGUACCCUCAAACUAAAGGAUGGGCAUAUAUUACUGACAGAGAGCCUGCCUCGCAGCAUGAGGGUGAGGGCUAAAAGAGGAGACCAAGAGAUGGGAGUGACAUGCAUAUCAUUCAGUAAGGAGGAUAGUGAAACAUUUGUGAUUGGUUCAGAGAGUGGAGGACUUUUCAAGUGUUCUUCCAACUUCCGAGGAACUCCUGCUGGAAGAAAUGUUACAUGUUCAGUUGACCUGAGAUCCCCAGUGACUUUCACCCUACAGCCUCAUCAUGGUCCUGUGUACAGUGUGGACCUGUCACCCUACCACAGGAACCUGGUGUUAUCCUCAGGCACUGAUACAACUGCUAGAAUAUACAGCAUGCUACAGGCACAACCUAUUGUGACCAUAGAACCAGGUGCUGGCUAUCUGUUCUCAGCUAAGUGGUCUCCUGUACGUCCUCUUGUGUUUGCGGUGGCAACAGAGGAUGGCCAGCUAUUACUGUAUGAUCUCAAGUCUAACCAGGCUACUCCUGUACACAAACUACCUGCCAGUCCAACCAAGCAACCAGUUUAUACAUUACAGUUUAACCAGCAUCAACGUCAGCUGCUAGCAACUGGUGAUGGUGCAGGUGUGAUACAGGUGUGGCAGCUAAGUGAUGACCUAUCAACACAACAACCAAAGGAGGUUGAAACAUUGGCUGAGGUGGCUGAACUUGCAUCUGAGUAAUUAUCUGAGAACAAUUGACUCUCAUGUGAAAUAUUCAAAUACACAGAGAUUGGGAUUCCCUCAUAGGCCGAGAUCGAAAAAUUGUGCAUAAUAGCUAUCUCAGACGAAUCUGUUUGACAAGAUAUGAAAUUAUUGUACUAGUCUCGUAUUUUUCAAUCUCAACCAACACAGGAGUCAUUUUCUAACUUGAAAAUAUCUCAUAUAAAAUGGUCCUACUCUCUGGAGAAUACUGAGUUCUAUCUACGAUUGCUUCAUCCCCAAAAGUUGUCUUACUAAAGCUGACUGAUACUUGUGAUGUGUUGACAUUGUUUUACCAUACCUAUAAUGGGACCAACAACGUAAUGCAUGGAUAUGAACAAUAUUUUGAACACUCAUAUGUUUUUGAAUCUCAAAUACGAUUUGGUUCUCCAGUAUGUGCAUAUCCAGGUAAAGAAAAGUGACAAUGCCCUAUUUUUAUGCUAUACUGCUCAUUCUUGUACACAUUUUCAUAAAUGAUAGAAUAUUGAUAUUUUCGAAAUUAAGUUUCCACCCAUGUUGUAUCUUCGAAACUGAGAAACAAUCGAAAAUUGUAAAAUUUUGAACAAUAAAAAUAAUAGAAAAUUCAUUAGAAAUUAGUGCACUUUUUCACUCGACUUUACCU